Messenger RNA from Thamnophis sirtalis, 8182 nucleotides. The record is from RefSeq and is a predicted model, not a curated record. Lineage: Eukaryota; Metazoa; Chordata; Lepidosauria; Squamata; Natricidae.
AUAUCAAGAGAAGCUGUAUGAAGAAUGGUUCCAGACUGUCUCUGUGAAAGCUCAGUAUAAUCUCACUCAACCACUUAUCCAACGAGAUCCGGAGAGUAAACUGAUUACUGUCAAUUUUGACCCUCAGCUGGUGUCCAUUCUAAGAGAAGUGAGCUACCUUGGAGAAGAUCAGAUUGGGAAGAUCCCAGAAACAGCAGCAGAAUUAUAUUCUUCUAGGGACUCCUUCAGGCAAUUAGUGGCCAACUUGGAUUUAAUGGCUACUUGGUACAACAAAACAUUGUGCACUGUCCUGGAGGUGGAAUAUCCACUCAUCGAAAGUCAGCUGCAUGAAAUUGAUAUUCAGCUGAAAGAAGCAGAAGAAACAUUAAAUUGGAAAACAAAAGGCCUUUGGGAUCGCAUUUCACACAUGGUUAACAGUGUUCGAAAUCUUGAGCAAACGAUCCAGAAAACCAAAGACAACAUCGAGGAAAUUCAGAAUAUUAUGAAAUCUUGGGUCUUUCCAGUUUUUGAAAGAAAAGAUGGGAAAAAAGAAUCUUUGCUGUACUUGGAUAAUCAUCUUGAGCGACUGAACAAACACUAUCAGCUCAUUACGGAUUCAGGCCAUAAGAUUCAUUUUCUGAUUAAGGAAAAUUUAAGACUCUUCGAAGCAGAUCCAUCUUCUGAUGUAUGGAAAGCUUAUUUGGAGCAUAUAGAUGAAAUCAUUCUGGAUGGAUUCUUUAAUGUCAUUGAAUGUUCCCUUAAAUAUCUUUUGGAAAAUACAGAUUCCAACGCAGGCCAUGCUCCUCUUUUCAAAGUGCAGCUGGAGUUGUCUGUCCCUGAGAUAAUAUUUCGUCCUUCUCUGGAUGCUGGUGCCAGCGAUGGUUUCUAUGAUAUCAUUGAAGGGCUUGUCAAUAAGAUCUACCGGGUCUCUUCCCUCGUACCAAGGCUUGCAGAUCACUGCACAUUUCCUCAUUAUCAGGCUGACAUGGAGGAGAUGUCUGACCUUACUGACAUGCGCCAAAGCUUAAUGGGCCGUGUCCAGAAGAUGAUCUCAGCUUGUUGUGACUAUCGCAAGUCCUUUGACCAUUACUCCUAUCUCUAUGUGGAUGACAGAAAGGAAUUCUUACGUCAGUUCCUCUUAUAUGGCCACGUUCUCACUGCAGAGGAGAUAGAAGUCCAUGCAGAGGAAGGAGUCCCAGAAACCCCUCCAACACUUCAGCAGUUCAGAGGGCAAAUAGACUCUUAUGAGAAGGUCUAUGAAGAAGUGAGCCACCUGGAACCAGUAUGUGUGCUUGACAGCUGGAUGAAAGUGGAUGCCCGUCCCUUCAAAGCAUCUCUUCUGGGUGUAAUUAAAAAAUGGAGUUUCAUGUUCAAGCAACAUCUCAUUGAUUACGUGACUCACAGGAACUGCCAGAAAAAUGGAACAAUGUGAAGAAGUUGGCCAUAAAUAUGAAGCAGCAGGUGGCUCCCUUGCAGGCAAAUGAAGUGGCCAUACUUCGCAGGAAGUGUGCUCUGUUUGAUGUGGAGCAGAAUAAAUUCAGAGAAAGAUUUCGCCAAGAGGCGCCUUUCAGAUUUGAUGCAACAAACCCUUAUGAAAUGCUAGAUGCAUCCCACGCAGAGCUACAGCAAAUGGAAUAUACCAUGACCUCAAUUUAUAAAUCAGGAGAAUUAUUUGAAGUUAAUGUUCCAGACUACAAGCAGCUCAAGCAGUGCCGAAAGGAAAUGUGCAUUCUUAAAGAACUCUGGGAUAUGAUCUCCGUAGUGCUCUCCAGCAUGAAUGAAUGGGAAGCUACAAAAUGGGUUGAUAUCAACGUUGAAAAUAUGGAACUGGAAUGCAAAAAGUUUGCCAAAAGCAUCCGGAACUUGGAUAAAGAAAUGAGAGCUUGGGAUGCUUUCUCAGGAUUGGACAACAAGGUGAAAAACAUCCUGACCUCCUUGAGGGCAGUGUCAGACCUGCAAAAUCCUGCCAUCCGGGAGAGACAUUGGAAUCAAUUGAUGCAAGCCACAGGAGUGUACUUCACAAUGGAUGCGGACACCACUUUGGAAGACCUGCUCAAACUUAACUUGCAUAAUUUUGAAGAUGAAGUUCGGAGCAUCGUUGACAAAGCCGUGAAAGAAAUGAGCAUGGAGAAAGUUGUGAAGGAACUGAAAACAACCUGGGCUAGCAUGGAGUUUCAGUAUGAACCUCAUCCACGCACAAAUGUCCCAUUGUUGAAAUCUGAUGAAGAGCUCAUUGAGACACUUGAAGACAACCAGGUGCAGUUACAAAACUUAAUGACAUCCAAAUACAUUGCUUUUUUCUUAGAGGAAGUGUCUUCCUGGCAGAGGAAGCUGUCUACGGCAGACUCGGUCAUUUCCAUCUGGUUUGAAGUUCAACGGAGCUGGUCUCACCUAGAAAGCAUAUUUAUUGGGUCAGAAGAUAUCCGGGCGCAACUUCCCGAGGAUUCCAAACGUUUUGAGGGAAUUGAUGUUGACUUUAAAGAACUGGCUUAUGAUGCGGAGAAAACCCCAAAUGUAAUAGAGGCAACUAAGAAGCCACAGUUAUAUGAGCAACUAGAAAAUAUUCAAAACAGAUUGUCUUUGUGUGAAAAAGCUUUGGCUGAAUAUUUAGACACGAAACGAUUAGCCUUUCCUAGGUUUUACUUUAUUUCCUCUGCUGAUUUACUCGAUAUUCUUUCAAAUGGCACCAAUCCACAGCUGGUUCAGCGCCAUCUCUCAAAACUUUUUGAUAACAUGGCCAAAAUGAAGUUUGAUGUGGAUUCUGAGCAAAACCCAACCAAGCUGGGUUUAGGGAUGUACAGUAAAGAGGAAGAGUAUGUUGAUUUUAGUGAGCCAUGUGAUUGCAGUGGGCAGGUGGAGUGCUGGCUGAAUUGUGUGUUGGAUCGCAUGCGGGCCACUGUAAGGCAUGAGAUGACAGAGGCUGUGGUGGCUUAUGAGGAAAAGGCAAGGGAACAGUGGCUGUUUGACUAUCCUGCCCAGGUGGCACUGACCUGUACACAAAUCUGGUGGACCACAGAGGUUGGGAUUGCCUUUGCCAGGCUGGAAGAAGGCUAUGAAAAUGCCAUGAAGGACUGUUACAAGAAACAGGUGACACAGCUCAACACCCUGAUCACAAUGCUCAUUGGACACCUCUCGAAGGGUGACAGGCAGAAGAUCAUGACCAUCUGUACCAUCGAUGUGCACGCUCGGGAUGUGGUGGCGAAGAUGGUUGCCCAAAAGGUGGACAAUGCACAGGUCUUUCUUUGGCUAUCCCAACUCCGACACAGGUGGGCAGAAGAAGAGAAGCACUGUUAUGCAAAUAUUUGUGAUGCCCAAUUCCUGUAUUCUUAUGAAUACCUUGGGAACACGCCACGGCUAGUUAUCACUCCUUUAACAGACAGAUGUUAUAUCACUCUCACACAAUCAUUGCAUCUAACGAUGAGUGGGGCACCUGCAGGGCCAGCUGGUACCGGGAAAACAGAGACCACCAAAGACCUGGGCCGAGCUCUUGGCAUCAUGGUAUAUGUGUUCAACUGUUCCGAGCAAAUGGACUAUAAGUCUUGUGGGAACAUUUAUAAAGGUCUUUCUCAGACGGGGGCAUGGGGCUGUUUUGAUGAGUUUAACAGAAUCUCCGUUGAGGUUCUCUCGGUUGUUGCUGUACAGGUGAAAAGCAUACAGGAUGCUAUAAGAGACAAAAAACAGAACUUUAAUUUCCUUGGAGAAGACAUUAAAUUAGUUCCUUCUGUCGGUAUAUUCAUAACCAUGAACCCGGGCUACGCAGGGCGUACGGAACUGCCAGAGAAUUUGAAGGCUCUUUUUAGACCCUGUGCAAUGGUUGUGCCAGAUUUUGAGCUGAUCUGUGAAAUUAUGCUGGUGGCUGAAGGAUUUAUCGAAGCCCGAUUAUUAGCUCGGAAGUUCAUUACCCUUUAUCAGUUAUGCAAAGAACUUCUUUCCAAGCAGGAUCAUUAUGACUGGGGAUUACGUGCAAUCAAAUCAGUCUUGGUUGUAGCUGGGUCCCUCAAGAGAGGAGACCCAGACCGUCCAGAAGAUCAGGUGCUGAUGCGCUCUCUCCGGGACUUUAACAUUCCAAAGAUUGUGACAGAUGACAUGCCAGUAUUCAUGGGUCUGAUUGGAGACCUGUUUCCUGCUUUGGAUGUCCCAAGAAAACGAGACCUCCCUUUUGAAUCCUUUGUAAAACAAGCUGUGCUGGGACUGAAACUUCAACCGGAGGACAACUUUGUACUCAAAGUAGUACAGCUUGAAGAGCUCCUUGCUGUUCGACACUCUGUCUUUGUAGUGGGCAACGCAGGCACAGGCAAGUCACAAGUGCUGAAAUCUCUGAACAAGACUUACCAUAUCAUGAAGAGGAGACCUGUUUGGACAGACCUCAAUCCAAAAGCAGUGACCAACGAUGAACUCUUCGGCAUCAUCAAUCCGUCUACAAGAGAAUGGAAAGAUGGAUUGUUCUCAUCGAUUAUGCGAGAUUUAGCCAACAUUACCCAUGAUGGCCCCAAAUGGAUUGUGUUGGAUGGUGAUAUUGAUCCAAUGUGGAUUGAAUCUCUCAAUACUGUCAUGGAUGACAAUAAGGUAUUAACACUAGCAAGCAAUGAACGGAUCCCGCUCAACCCCACUAUGAGGCUUCUGUUUGAGAUCAGUCACCUGCGGACUGCCACUCCAGCCACUGUGUCUCGAGCAGGGAUCCUUUAUAUCAACCCAGCUGAUCUAGGCUGGAAUCCUCCAGUGAGUAGCUGGAUUGACAGAAGAGAAACUCAGUCAGAACGAGCUAACCUGACCAUUUUGUUUGACAAGUAUUUGCCAGUUUGUCUGGAUAUACUUCGAACCAGAUUUAAGAAGAUUAUUCCCAUUCCUGAGCAGAACAUGGUUCAGAUGUUGUGUUAUCUCCUUGAAUGCCUCCUCACCAAGGAGAAUACCCCUCCAGAUUGCCCUAAAGAUCUCUAUGAACUUUAUUUUGUCUUUGCUGCUAUUUGGGCCUUUGGUGGUGCUCUGUUCCAAGACCAGCUUGUAGACUAUAGAGUUGAAUUCAGUAAAUGGUGGGUGACUGAAUUCAAGACCAUCAAGUUUCCUUCCCAAGGAACAGUUUUUGACUUUUAUAUUGAUUCGGAAACAAAAAAAAUUGAACCUUGGUCCAAGCUGAUCCCCAAAUUUGAAUUUGACCGAGAAAUACCAUUACAGGCCUGUCUGGUUCAUACCAAUGAAACCAUCCGGGUGCGCUAUUUCAUGGAUCAUCUCUUGGAGAGACACAGGCCUGUCAUGCUGGUGGGAAAUGCAGGCACGGGAAAGUCUGUGAUUGUCGGAGAUAAGCUGUCUUUCUUGGAUUCCGAGCAGUACCUGGUGAAGAAUGUUCCUUUUAAUUACUAUACCACCUCUGCCAUGUUGCAAGCUGUUCUUGAGAAGCCAUUGGAAAAAAAGGCUGGAAGGAAUUAUGGUCCCCCUGGAACAAAGAAACUCAUCUACUUCAUUGAUGAUAUGAAUAUGCCUGAAGUUGAUACCUAUGGAACAGUUCAGCCUCAUACACUGAUCCGGCAACAUCUAGAUUAUGGGCAUUGGUAUGACAGAAACAAGCUGUCCCUGAAGGAAAUCACGAAUGUGCAGUACGUGUCAUGCAUGAAUCCCACUGCAGGCAGCUUUACUAUCAACCCACGUUUGCAGCGCCACUUCUGUGUGUUUGCUCUCUCAUUUCCUGGGGCAGAUGCUCUUUCCACCAUUUACAGUACUAUCCUAACUCAGCAUCUAAAAUGUGGGAACUUCUCUGCAGCCUUACAGAAGUCAUCCCAGCAGUUAAUACAUCUGGCUCUUGCUCUGCACCUGAAAAUAGCAGCCACAUUCCUCCCAACAGCUAUUAAAUUUCACUACAACUUCAAUCUUAGGGAUUUCUCCAACGUCUUCCAAGGUAUUCUGUUUUCAACUCCUGAAUGUUUGAAGACUCCUCAGGAUUUGGUAAAGCUAUAUUUACAUGAAUCCAGUCGUGUUUACCGUGACAAGAUGGUUGACGACAAGGACUUGAUUGUUUUUGAUAAAAUGCAAGCAGAGGCAGUGAAGAAGUUCUAUGAUGACAUAGAGGAAACCUUGGAACAGACCAAGAAGAUGAAUAUCUACUGCCAUUUUGCAAAAGGGGUAGGGGAACCCAAAUACAUGCCUGUCCAGAAUUGGGAAUCAUUGAGCCAGAUUCUUGCGGAAGCUUUGGCGAACCACAAUGAAGUUAAUGCUGCCAUGAACCUGGUGCUGUUUGAAGAUGCCAUGUGUCACAUUUGCAGAAUCAACCGUAUCCUGGAAUCUCCCAGAGGGAAUGCUCUGCUAGUGGGUGUUGGCGGAAGUGGCAAGCAGAGUCUGACAAGAUUGGCAGCUUUCAUUAGUUCUCUGGAGAUUUUCCAAAUCACCUUGAGGAAAGGCUAUGGGAUUCCUGAUCUGAAGGCUGACUUAGCAGCACAAUGUAUUACAGCAGGAAUGAAGAACGUGGGCACUGUCUUUCUUCUGACUGAUACUCAGCUGGCUGAUGAGAGAUUCUUAGUUCUGGUAAAUGACUUGCUAGCUUCUGGAGAAAUUCCUGAUCUUUUUCCUGAUGAAGAAGUAGAAAAUAUCAUAAGUAAUAUGAGGAAUGAAGUAAAAAGUCAUGGCCUGAUGGACACAAGGGAAGCCUGUUGGAAAUUCUUCAUUGAUCGGGUUAGACGACAGCUCAAGGUGGCACUUUGCUUUUCUCCAGUGGGGAACAAACUGAGAGUUCGUAGCCGGAAGUUCCCAGCCAUUGUGAACUGUACAGCGAUUGACUGGUUUCAUGAGUGGCCUCAGGAAGCUCUGGAGUCAGUCAGCCUGCGCUUCUUGCAAGGGACAGAAGGAAUUGAGCCUCCUGUGAAAGAAUCUAUCAGCAAGUUCAUGGCUUAUGUUCAUACCAGUGUUAAUGAGAUGUCUUAUUCUUACCUGACUAACGAACGCCGUUAUAAUUAUACCACCCCCAAGUCAUUCUUGGAGCAAAUAAAACUGUAUCAGAAUUUGCUGCUUAAAAAGAGAAAAGAACUAACAGCAAAGAUGGCGCGACUAGAAAAUGGCCUACAGAAGCUCAGCAGCACAUCAGCACAGGUAGAUGAUUUGAAGGCCAAACUGGCAGCUCAGGAGGUGGACCUGAAGCAAAAGAACGAAGAUGCCGACCAGCUCAUCCAGGUGGUGGGCACAGAGACAGAGAAAGUCAGUAAGGAGAAGGCCAUUGCUGAUGAGGAGGAGCAGAAGGUGGCCUUGAUUACCGAGGAGGUCCAGCAGAAACAGAAGGACUGUGAGAAAGAUUUGGCACAAGCUGAACCAGCCCUUGCUGCUGCCCAGCAAGCUCUGAACACGUUGAAUAGGAUCAAUUUGACAGAAUUGAAGUCAUUUGGAUCGCCACCGUCUGCUGUCAGCAAUGUUACUGCUGCCGUGAUGGUACUCAUGGGUUCGGGUGGUAAAGUCCCCAAAGACAGGAGCUGGAAAGCAGCUAAGAUGGCCAUGGCCAAGGUUGACGGCUUCCUAGAAUCCUUGAUUCACUUCAACAAAGAGAAUAUACAUGAGAACACCCUCCGAGCCUUACAACCUUAUCUUCAGGAUCCAGACUUCAACCCAGAACUGGUGGCAUCAAAGUCCUAUGCAGCUUCUGGGCUCUGCUCCUGGGUCAUCAACAUUGUGCGCUUUUACAAUGUAUACUGUGAUGUCGAGCCCAAACGUCAGGCUCUCAACAAAGCCAAUGCUGAGCUUGCUAACGCCCAGGAAAAGCUGACUAACAUCAAAGCCAAAAUUGCAGUAAGUCUGAAUGCAAAAAAGCAACCUGGGAUACAAGUGCAAAUUGAAAUCAGCAUUGCACCUUGGAAUUCUUGGCAUCGGUUACUGUCUAGAGCCUUAAACAUGGGCUUCUUGCAUAAGUAGCUGCUGCAGGAAAACACCCUGCAUUUUGCCUAAAGAAAGUACCAUGGCUUAUUUUAAAACAGGGUGAUACUUGUACAUUAGUAAUUUUUUAAAACAAUAAUAAUCAUGAAGUAAACACUAUGUAAGUUGAGGGUUUUCUGAGUAGUUAAAAUGCAGCAUAAAAUGACCAGAAAAGUGGUGGCAAUUGACCACAAAAUUGUUCUGCCUUUUUUAGACUUAACAUUUUAAAUUCUUCAAAUGCAUCAACCACAGAGAAAGUUCCAAUUAUUUGCAGCCUUAAGAGCAAUUUGGUGAGCAAUCCCAACUCUAGGUGAUUGAU